AUAAACUAGUACCGGACCUAGUCUCAAAGGUUCUCUGUGGGUUGGCUCGGUGUGCUGUCAUUAAUUGUCAAUUGUCAGUGUCAUUACAUGAAUGUAACUAAUAUACAAUCUGGGUUCUAAUGUUAUUGGUAUAAAUAAUAUAUAUUUAUUGACUACUUUAAAAUUAUUAUAAGGAUAUUACGGUAGUAGGAUUUUAUAAGUGCAAACUAUAAUGGAUACUAGUGAAAACACCCAUGUAAAGUAUUCACUAUCAUGGAGUGACCACCUGCAGGCCGUUUCUAAUGGAUUAUGUUCUCUACAGCAGAAUGAAGAAUUAGUAGAUAUGACAUUAGCUGCUGAUGGGCAUUAUGUUAAAGUGCAUAGAGUAGUCAUGGCAAUGGCGAGUCCCUACAUUAAAGAUCUAAUUUGCUGUAUGAAGUGUAUCCAUCCUGUUAUAUUUUUAAAUAAUGUAAGCUAUAAAACCUUAACAUAUAUUUUAGAGUACAUAUAUGCAGGAAAAGUAGACAUACCAACAGAAUUUAUGGAUGAAUUUUUGAUUGCUGCUAAGUCUCUACAUAUAAAAGGAUUGAAGGAUGUUAAUAUGAAAGAUGAAAACAUUAUUAUUAUUUCCAAUCAAGAUACAGAUGAGGACCAAGAAAGAAUGAGUAAGUGUUACACAAAAGCUGCAACAGAAAAAGAAAGAGCAUUAUUGGAUCCAGAACUUAUAAAAGAAAAUAUGAAGAAGUCAAUGAAAGAAUCUAAGGAAAGUUUAAAAGUGGAGACCAUUGAGGAAGAUGGAGAAAUAAUUAUUGAUAAUGGAGAUACUGAUUUUGAUAUCUCUACGCACUAUACGUUGUCUAACCGCGGAUCCCUUCAGAUGAUACUGAACAAAUUUAUGUAUUAUCUAAAACACACGAAUAAGGAUAAUUCUCGACAGUGGCGUUGUGUUGAUUAUUUAAAGAAAAGUAAAUGUCCGGCACAUAUCUUUACUGAAGGGGACCUGGUUAUUCAGAGAAUAUCGGCCCAUAAUCACAAAACACAUGAAAAUAAAAUUAAAAAAAGGUUUUGCAGUGGAAAAGUUUUUACGACUAUUCGUGAUGCAGAAGAAAAUACAUCAACUAAAAGUACCAAAGAUUGUAGUGAAAAUUAUAUGGAUCAUGAAUAAAAUAUAUUUAAAGAC
This is a messenger RNA of Pieris napi, 1159 nucleotides long. RefSeq lists its product as uncharacterized. Gene Ontology annotation, cellular component: nucleus. The transcript has 7 exons. NCBI's taxonomy places the organism in Eukaryota, Metazoa, Arthropoda, Insecta, Lepidoptera, Pieridae. Gene Ontology annotation, biological process: regulation of transcription by RNA polymerase II. Gene Ontology annotation, molecular function: protein binding. The record is from RefSeq and is a predicted model, not a curated record. Bases 212 to 1144 code for a protein of 310 amino acids.